AUAAUUCAAAAAUUUGAAAACGAUAAUAUUAAAUUUUGUGUUUAUCGUUGAAUUUGUGCAACUUUUAUUGUAAAUAACCACUCAAAAAUGUUAAUUUCGUUAAUUAUUAAAGUGUAAACAUAGUCCUGGAAUAUAAAAUUCUCGAGAUGCGUAGAAGUUUGGCGCCAAGUCAAUCGGCCGCACUAUCCCCGUUAAAUUCCACUUUUAAAAGUCCGCUCUCAGCAGCUUCGAAAAGGACACGAGAAUGCCGAGAACGUUCGAAAGACAAGACCGGGUCCAACAAUGGACCUUCACCGCCGAAGCUUUCGGCCUCGGAACACGAGAUGAUGAUUCUGAAAAUUCUUUCCCGGCCGUUCAAAAUUCCGAUUGCCAAUUAUGUGCCGGAACAUACGACAAGGUGUUUGGGAAUGAAACGUCCUCCGGCCCGGAAAUCGCUCCACGAUCCAUUCGCCUGUAACGCGUUAGUUUUGUAUAGUCCUCCGGAACUUUCCGAACACGACAAGCUGAAGAUGGACCCAAAUCAGAUUCAGGUACACGUCGUUGUCGAUCCGCUUCUUGGGAAUAUUUUGCGGCCCCAUCAACGCGAAGGCGUCAAGUUUAUGUACGAAUGUGUCACCGGAAAGCGAGGCGAUUUUCAAGGGUGCAUCAUGGCUGAUGAAAUGGGACUUGGCAAAACACUACAAUGCAUUACGCUGCUCUGGACUUUACUGCGACAAAGUCCAGAUUGUAAGCCAACCAUUGGAAAAGCUGUAAUUGUGUGUCCUAGUUCGUUGGUCAAAAAUUGGUAUAAGGAAUUUGCCAAAUGGCUCGGCUGUCGUGUUAAUUGUUUAGCCAUUGACGGAGGCUCUAAAGAACACACAACCAAGGAAUUGGAACAGUAUAUGGCCAACCAGAGUUUGCGUCACGGAACACCGGUGCUGAUCAUAAGUUACGAAACAUUUCGUCUGUAUUCACAUAUUUUGAACGCAUCGGAAGUUGGAGCAGUCUUGUGUGAUGAAGGUCAUCGGCUGAAAAACUGCGAGAACCUUACCUAUCAAGCUCUGAUGGGUUUGAAAACCAAUCGUAGGGUACUACUAUCGGGAACACCGAUUCAAAACGAUCUAACCGAAUAUUACAGUUUACUCCACUUUGUAAAUCCUGGAAUGUUGGGAACUACUAAUGAAUUCCGGAAACAAUUUGAAAUUCCGAUUCUGCGAGGUCAGGAUGCCAACUCGACGGAAGAGGAUCGGAAAAAAGCUAACGAACGGCUUCAGGAACUGUCGGCCAUGGUCAACAAGUGUAUGAUUCGCCGUACCAGUUCGCUGCUCACUAAGUACCUGCCAGUGAAAUUUGAAAUGGUCAUCUGUGUGAAGAUGUCCGAAAUUCAGAUGCAGUUGUACAAAAAUUUUCUGCAGUCAGAUUCCAUUAAGCGAAAUAUGCUGGAAAAGGCAGAGGUCAAUACUACUUUAACUGCUUUGUCAAAUAUCACUUCUUUGAAGAAGCUUUGUAAUCAUCCGGAUCUGAUUUACGAUAAAAUUCAAGAACGAGGAGAAGGUUUCGAAAAUGCUCACAAAAUUUUGCCUAGCAACUACAACCCUAAGGAGUUAAGACCGGAAUUAGGGGGUAAACUUCUUCUACUGGAUUGUAUGUUGGCCAGUAUAAAAAUGAACACAACAGAUAAAAUUGUUCUCGUAUCGAAUUACACCCAAACGUUGGAUCUUUUCGAGAAACUUUGCCGUAAACGAAGCUACGGUUAUGUGCGCUUGGAUGGCUCCAUGACAAUAAAGAAGCGUGGAAAGGUCGUGGAUGAGUUCAACAAACCCGAUUCGAAAGAAUUUAUUUUCAUGCUCAGCUCAAAAGCUGGCGGUUGUGGUUUAAAUUUGAUCGGGGCAAAUCGGCUGGUCAUGUUCGAUCCGGAUUGGAAUCCAGCCAAUGAUGAACAAGCCAUGGCACGUGUUUGGCGAGAUGGACAAAAGAAACCGUGCUUCAUUUAUCGAUUACUGGCGACUGGUUCAAUUGAAGAGAAAAUUUUCCAACGUCAGACACACAAAAAGGCUCUAUCCAAUACCGUGGUAGACAACGACGAAGACGGUGAACGUCAUUUCACCAGAGACGAUUUGAAGGAUCUGUUCCGAAUAGAUGAAAGUACCCUCUCGGAUACGCAUUCCAUAUUCAAAUGCAAACGAUGUGUUAACAACAUCCAAAUCAAGCUGCCACCGGACGAUAGUGAUUGCACCUCGGAUCUGACGCACUGGUAUCAUUGCUCGAACAAUAAGGGCAUUCCGGAUGAUAUCCUUUCCAAAUCUUGGGACAUUACCAAGUGCAUUUCGUUUGCCUUCCAUCAUCGAUCCAAUAGUGCUGUGGUAGAGCAGCAGAUAGCCGAACAGAAACGCUUAGAUGCCCAGAAAGGUAAGGAAGUCGAAGAUAAGCGAGAAGAGUUAAUAAGUGACGAGGAGGACGAAAAAGAGAAUGAAGAUUCGGCGUACUCCGACGAAGAUGAUGAAAAAGAUAAAGAUUUCGUACUUUAGUCAU
Molecule: messenger RNA, 2511 nt
Organism: Uranotaenia lowii
Lineage: Eukaryota; Metazoa; Arthropoda; Insecta; Diptera; Culicidae
Gene: okr
Product: DNA repair and recombination protein RAD54-like
Exons: 6
Coding region: 147-2507 (786 amino acids)
Biological process (GO): double-strand break repair via synthesis-dependent strand annealing; reciprocal meiotic recombination
Cellular component (GO): nucleus
Molecular function (GO): ATP-dependent chromatin remodeler activity; DNA translocase activity; ATP binding
Source: RefSeq, a predicted model, not a curated record